AUGAUUCACAGCUGUGCUAGUGCUGAGUGCUCAAAAGCGACUGAAUCUACCUUAAAAUGUCCCUUGUGUCUAAAACAAGGUCAGAUCCAAUAUUUUUGUAACCAAAAAUGUUUCAAGAAUGGAUGGAAGAUCCACAAAGCGGUUCACGCCAAAGAUGGUGAUAUAGAUGGUUCGUACAACCCCUUUCCCAACUUUGCCUACACCGGUGAGCUCAGACCAGCAUAUCCCUUGUCUGUGAGACGAGAGGUUCCAGAGAACAUUACUCUCCCAGAUUAUGCUCUUGAUGGAGUACCAGUCUCAGAAAUCAAAAAUAACAGAAUGAACAAGAUCAAUUUGGUAACGGAGCCAGAAGACCUGGCCAAGCUAAAAAAUGUUUGCCGUUUAGCACGAGAGGUUCUAGAUGCUGCGGCUGCAUCUAUCAAACCAGGAGUUACCACUGAUGAGAUAGAUGAAAUCGUUCAUAGUGAAACAAUCAAGAGAGAAGCAUACCCCUCCCCUUUAAAUUACUUCAAUUUUCCCAAAUCUGUUUGCACAUCCGUUAAUGAAGUCAUCUGCCACGGUAUACCUGAUCGUAGACCGCUCCAGGAUGGUGACAUCGUGAACCUGGAUGUUACCCUUUAUAAAGAUGGAUUUCAUGCAGAUCUGAAUGAAACGUACUAUGUUGGAGAGAAGGCCAAGACUAACAAAGAUCUGGUCAACCUCGUCGAGACAACCAGAGAAGCUCUUGCUGAAGCUAUCCGUUUAGUGAAACCCGGCAUGCCGUUCCGUCAAAUUGGUACUGUUAUCGAAAACUAUGUGACUGAAAGAGGCUGUGAAACUGUUCGUUCUUACACUGGUCAUGGUAUCAAUACUUUGUUCCACACUGAACCAACCAUUCCGCAUUACGCUCGUAACAAAGCUGUUGGAGUAGCCAAACCAGGAGUGGUAUUCACUAUCGAACCAAUGUUGACUCUGGGCACUCAUCGUGACGUGGUUUGGCCCGACAACUGGACCGCCGUUACCGCUGAUGGAGGACCAAGUGCCCAAUUUGAACAUACCCUUUUGGUUACGGAAGAUGGUGUGGAGAUUCUCACUGGCAGAACGGAAACUUCGCCAGGCGGUGCCAUCUCAAGACUAUAA
Molecule: messenger RNA, 1119 nt
Organism: Komagataella phaffii GS115
Lineage: Eukaryota; Fungi; Ascomycota; Pichiomycetes; Pichiales; Pichiaceae
Product: Methionine aminopeptidase
Exons: 1
Coding region: 1-1119 (372 amino acids)
Biological process (GO): proteolysis
Molecular function (GO): metalloaminopeptidase activity
Source: RefSeq, a predicted model, not a curated record